AUGAUUGCCUCGUUCAGGCUCCUUCUCUCCUUUCUUUGUGUGUGUCAUUGGAGUUGCACACACCUUGAAUGUGAAUCUAGUGAAUUUCUUUUCUUUACUGUAGAAUCAGUUUAUCUGCUGGGAGACAAGAGGAUCUUAUCACUAUCUGUAGAGUCACUCAUCAUGUGCAAUUUGUCCCAGCUCCUCUUUGCACUUUCCUCUAAAAAAGAUGGCUUCUUGAUGAACUUUUUUUCUUUUUUUCUUUUUUUUUAUUUUAAAGAUAGUAACUUUUUUUUUAAUAUUUAUUCAUCAUACAUCAAACAAAUAGGUUUUCUUUUCUUCUUUUCCUUUUUCCUUCCUCUUUUCCUUUUUACUUCUUCUUUUCCUUUUUACUUCUUCUUCUUUUCCUUUUUACUUCUUCUUCUUUUCCUUUUUACUUCUUCUUCUUUUCCUUUUUACUUCUUCUUCUUUUCCUUUUUACUUCUUCUUUUCCUUUUUACUUCUUCUUCUUUUCCUUUUUUUUUCUUUUACUUCUUUUCUUUUCUUUUUUCUUCUUUUCCUUUUUAUUCUUCUUCUUUUCCUUUUUACUUCUUCUUCUUUUCCUUUUUACUUCUUCUUUUCCUUUUUACUUCUUCUUCUUUUCCUUUCUUUUUUGUUUUUCUUUCUUUUUUGUCCCAGAGUAUACACAAAAAUAAUUCUUUUUUUUUUUCAGAAAAUAAUAUUUUGAAUUAUACAAACUUUCCUUAA
Acanthosepion pharaonis is the source of this 726-nucleotide messenger RNA. The record is from the annotation of a GenBank genome assembly. Lineage: Eukaryota; Metazoa; Mollusca; Cephalopoda; Sepiida; Sepiidae.